This is a messenger RNA of Didymosphaeria variabile, 3834 nucleotides long. RefSeq names its product minichromosome maintenance protein 5 (gene MCM5). The coding region runs from base 1 to 3834 and encodes 1277 amino acids. The transcript is spliced from 4 exons. NCBI's taxonomy places the organism in Eukaryota, Fungi, Ascomycota, Dothideomycetes, Pleosporales, Didymosphaeriaceae. Gene Ontology annotation, biological process: double-strand break repair via break-induced replication; DNA replication initiation; DNA replication. Gene Ontology annotation, molecular function: 3'-5' DNA helicase activity; DNA replication origin binding; single-stranded DNA binding. The record is from RefSeq and is a predicted model, not a curated record. Gene Ontology annotation, cellular component: nucleus; MCM complex.
AUGGCCGACAGACAGACGCCGUAUACCAUAAGCGUCUUCCCUAGCGAAGGGGAUGGCGACCACGGGGAUGCUGCCCCAACCCGCAUCCAGCAGCGGCUGGUCGACUUUAUUAUGGACUUCCAUCUUGACAAUGUCUUCAUCUACAGAGACCAGAUUCGCGAAAAUGUGCUCAUCAAGCAAUACUACUGCGACGUCGAUAUUGCACACCUCAUUUCCGUCGAUGAGGAAUUAGCCCAUAAGCUCACCCAAGACCCCGCUGAGAUCAUCCCUCUGUUCGAGGCCGCCCUCAAGUCGUGCACACAGCGCAUCGUCUAUCCCUCGCAACGAAACAUUAAGCUGCCAGAGCACCAGCUGCUCCUCCACUCGUCCGCCGCGAAGCUCUCCAUUCGCGACCUGACAGCUGCACAAGUCUCGCAUCUUGUGCGCAUACCGGGCAUCAUCAUUGGCGCCUCAACCCUCUCCUCAAAAUCCACAACACUCGCCAUCCGGUGCCGGAAUUGCCAGCAUGAAGAAGUAAUACCUGUUUCUGGCGGCUUCUCGGGCGUUUCUCUCCCACGCAUCUGUAGCCGGCAGCGUGGAGAAAACGAUGAUAGAUGUCCACUGGACCCAUAUUAUGUUCUGCACGAGCGCUGUCAGUUCAUCGACCAGCAAGUGCUCAAGAUGCAGGAAGCGCCUGAUGAGGUACCAGUCGGUGAAUUGCCGCGUCAUAUCAUGAUCUCGGCCGACCGAUAUCUGGCAAACCGUGUUGUUCCCGGUACAAGAUGCACGGUGAUGGGCAUCCACUCCAUCUACCAACAGAAAGGAUCCAAGAGGUCACAGAACGCCGCGGUUGCCAUUCGGAACCCGUAUAUUCGCGCUGUUGGCAUACAUGCAGAUGUGGACCACACUGCCAAGGGCAAUUUGACCUUCACCGAGGAAGAAGAGCAGGAGUUUUUGGAGAUGAGUCGAAGACGGGACAUUUACGAAGUAUUUGCCAACUGCAUUGCGCCAUCUAUCUACGGGAACAAGGACAUAAAGAAGGCUAUCGCGUGUCUGUUGGUAGGAGGCUCCAAGAAGAUCCUACCGGAUGGCAUGAAGCUUCGCGGUGAUAUAAAUGUUCUGCUCCUCGGUGACCCUGGUACAGCCAAGUCGCAGCUGUUGAAGUUUGUGGAGAAAGCUGCCCCGAUCGCUGUCUACACUUCCGGUAAGGGCUCAUCAGCAGCUGGUUUGACUGCUUCGGUUCAGCGCGACCACAACACGCGGGAGUUCUACCUAGAGGGAGGUGCCAUGGUCCUUGCUGAUGGCGGUGUGGUGUGUAUCGAUGAGUUCGACAAAAUGCGCGACGAAGAUCGUGUCGCGAUCCACGAGGCCAUGGAACAGCAGACCAUCUCCAUCGCGAAAGCUGGCAUUACUACGAUCCUCAACUCGCGAACGUCUGUCCUCGCUGCUGCCAAUCCUAUCUUCGGACGCUACGAUGACAUGAAGACACCAGGCGAGAACAUCGAUUUCCAAACCACCAUCUUGUCCCGUUUCGACAUGAUUUUCAUCGUCCGAGACGAGCACGACCGCGGUCGCGACGAGCGGAUAGCAAAACACGUCAUGGGUCUCGCAAUGGGCGGUCGCGGCACGGAGGAGGUCGUUGAAUCCGAAAUUGACAUAAAGAAGAUGAAGCGCUACAUCUCCUACUGCCGGCAGAAAUGCGCGCCACGCCUCUCGCCCGAAGCUGCGGAGAAGCUAAGUUCGCACUUCGUCAGCAUUAGACGACAGGUCCAUGCCUCUGAGAUGAAUGCCAACCAGCGCUCGUCCAUUCCAAUCACUGUGCGUCAAUUGGAAGCUAUCAUUCGUAUUACCGAAUCUCUAGCUAAGCUCUCGCUGUCUCCCGUUGCCGAUGAAUCCCAUGUCGACGAAGCGAUCCGUCUGUUCUUGGCUUCUACCAUGGAUGCCGUGACCCAAGGUGAGGGUCAGGCAUCGAAGGAGCUGAUGGAUGAAGUGAACAAAGUUGAAGAAGAAUUGCGACGACGUAUGCCCAUUGGGUGGCAGGUCAAUCUCUCAACGUUGAAGCGCGAGAUGUGUGAUGGAAAGGGAUACUCGGAGCAGGCUUUGGGCCGUGCACUGCAUGUGAUGGCUGCAAGAGAGACAAUACAAAUAUUGCAGUGCAAGUUCCGCCCAUAUUCUUCCUUGGCUGCAGCUCCCCUUUCGCGAACAGAAACCGUCAUUUCGAGUAACCAACCAGCUUCGAAUUCGGAAGCAAUGACAGAGGCAAAGAUGUUGAAGACCAAGAAGCAGUCCGCGGUCGACGCUGGCUAUGGCGUAGGACGCCCUAUGGAGGAUACCGAGCCGUUUCCCGAUUUCAAUGACCUGAGUCGAACUCUCGCAUACGACCUCUUUCCAUAUGAGAUGACUGCGAUCGAGACGACUCGGCAGAAGUUCACUUCGAACCGGAGCGGCCUGGACAACGUCGCGCAUCCGCGCGCAGCGCACGCCCUCGACCACGAUACAUUUGAUCGCACGGAUGCCUGGCUCGAUCCUGUCCACGAAACGAAGCCAUUUGAGCAAGUCCUGUUCUUCGAUGCGGAUAGUUCUAUUGAUGAGGAAGGGUUGGAGUCUUUCGCCUUUUUCAAUGGCGAGACUCUAGCCCACGAGGAGCUCGUUGAUGCAUCUAUCAUUCUCCGUCUACCGAAUAACGACUUCCUCUAUGAUCGCGCGGCGAUCGAAACAUUCCUUGAGCGCGAGGUGAAGAGGGUGUUGUAUUGGGGUCCGGAAGUCAAGGCUCAGCCGCUGGCGGCGAGCUCGACGGACUUCUUUUACUCUUUGCCCUCGUAUACGUCUACAGAGAUCGAUGAAGAGGAAAACCCUUUCUCGGAUGAGUGUGGGGUGGUUGUGGGGUACGAAACUCUUUCUACGGCCUUGAACGGGACGGAGUGCGACGAAGAGGAUGAUGAUGACGAUGCCGAGUCUGAGGCGUCCUUCGGUUGUGUCACUGCUGCUGCACACGACGAAGCUGUGGCGGUAGAGAAGGCACGUCAACUGAUCAAGCAUCUAGAUCUGCCAUUCCGCCAAACAUUCGACUGGGUUCCACUGAAAUACGUCAACAAGAAGAAGCACCCUCCACCAGCGAUCCUUCUCCCUGGAAGCGACGAAAAGCGCACAGCACCAAUCACCCGCCCCUUAAAGUCCUUCCAGCGUCUUGCUCCUCGCAAGGACAAGACUGUCGCCCUCCGCGCCAUGCGCGCCAACAUUCGCAAUGCAGUGAUCGUCUGGCCUACUCAUUCAAUGUACUGGGCUCCGCUCCAAUCCCUCCCUCCACCUCGUAUGCAAGCUCGACCUCCACGACCGAACGCAUCGAUGUUUCAACCUGUGCACCCCGAGGUUAAAGCUCAGCGCGAAACGGCUAAGCCUCUUUACCUGACGGUGAUCCAGAGUAAACCGGAUGUAUUGCCCGCCCGGCAUUUUCCGUUCGAGUUGACGCCUGAUUCCCUCGGCUCGCUUGAUCUGCUUCGUCUUCCAAGCGCUACUAUCUCCGUUCACUCAGUACAUUCAUAUCAGGCGGAACCGGUACCUGCACCUUUGCAUAUCGAUGCCAAAGGUAUCUGGCCACGUCCCGGGCUUUACACCAUCCAACCUGUAGACCUAAAUAUCCGAGCGCAAUGGAAGCACACAAAGCCUCAGUCGUACCAUCAGCGUCACGCUGCGGAGCAACAGUUUUCUGGUGUGGAGAUGAAUGAGGCCGGCGAGCUUACGCUUGUGAACGUGCUUGAAGAGCAUAAGCCGCGUACGCCGCUAGUUUUCAAGCCCUUCAAAUUCCUGGGCAAGCUCUUGCGCGUUGCGACGCGGAUACGUGAUGAAGUCGUUUGA